GGAAUGGUGGGUCUAGAGGAAGACAUCUUUUCCAGAUUCAGGAGAGUGUUGGAAAGGAGAGGAAAGAUGUCAUCUUUUCAAGACUGAGGACUGGACACACAGCACUGAACUGGUCUUUAUGAGAUAGCUGAGCAUGAACCGGGGACGUGUGACCAGUGUGGAGUGUUAGAAACAAAUAGGUGCAUCUAAAUACAACAGAGAGCGAGAGAACAGAGAGAGGAAGCAGCAGCUGUGACGCACUGAUGUCACGCGCCCCCUGCAGUGUUCUCUUUACCCACAGUUCUGUGCGCUGGAAAAAUGGCGGACUCCUCGGUCGAAAUCAUCGAAGGCUGCCGGCUUCCCGUGCUGCGAAAAAACCAAGAGAAUGAAGACGAGUGGCCGCUGGCUGAGGUCCUCAGUGUCAGGGACCUCCCGCGGACACCGCUCUAUUAUGUGCACUAUAUUGACUUCAAUAAGCGUCUGGAUGAAUGGGUGACUCCGGACCGUCUGGACAUGAAGAAGCUCCAGUUUCCCAAAAAGGAGGCCAGGACCCCACCGAAGAACGGUCUGCCGGGGUCGGGGCCCGGGUCCCCCGAGAGAGACGUGAGGAAGAGUCUAGAUCUCAGCGUUCAGUCUGCUUCAGCUCCUUCAAGAGGCAAAACCCUCCCCGCACCGAAAAGAAGAGCGGAGUCUGUGUCGUUGGCCACACAAGCGAGCGCAGCGACUCCGGUGCCGUCCCUCCCGAGCUCUGCGGAGGAGAGCCAGGCCCCGGUGUAUCCGGCCCUGAGAGACCCGUCCUUCAGCAGCACACCCCGAGAACAACACCAGCCGCUCGCCGCUCUCACCACUAAUGGCAGCACACGUCGUCUUAUUCCUCCUCAGCCGGGAAGAAAGAGGAAGACUUGUGGAGGGACGGACGAGAUGGUAAAGGUGUUCCAGAAUAACAACCCUCGCUGCUCCAGCAUCUAUUUACCGCCAGGAGAGGAUUCCCAGGACAGCUCCGACGGCAUCCCAUCAGCCCCUCGCAUGACCGGCAGCUUGGUGUCGGACCGCAGCCACGAUGACAUCGUCACACGCAUGAAGAACAUCGACUGCAUCGAGCUGGGCCGGCACCGGCUGAAGCCCUGGUACUUCUCUCCGUACCCGCAGGAGCUCACCGGCCUCCCCAUCCUCUACCUGUGUGAAUACUGCCUCAAGUACCUCAAGAGCCUCAAGUGUCUGCAGAGGCACCUGACAAAAUGCAACCUCCGACACCCGCCGGGAAAUGAGAUCUAUCGUAAAGGAACGAUAUCCUUCUUUGAGAUUGAUGGCAGGAAGAACAAGACAUAUUCCCAAAAUUUGUGUUUAUUGGCCAAAUGCUUCCUGGACCACAAGACCCUGUACUACGACACGGAUCCGUUCCUCUUCUAUGUUAUGACGGAGUAUGACUCGAAGGGUUUCCACAUAGUCGGCUACUUCUCCAAGGAAAAGGAGUCAACAGAAGACUAUAAUGUGGCCUGCAUUUUGACUUUACCGCCUUACCAGAGAAGAGGCUACGGCAAACUCCUGAUUGAGUUUAGUUAUGAGCUCUCGAAGGUGGAAGGGAAGACGGGCACUCCGGAGAAGCCUCUGUCUGAUCUGGGUCUGCUCUCCUACCGCUCGUACUGGACUCAGACCAUUCUGGAGAUCCUCAUGAACCUCAAGCCAGAGAACGGAGAGCGCCCACAGAUCACCAUCAAUGAAAUCAGUGAGAUCACCAGUGUCAAGAAAGAGGAUGUGAUCUCAACUCUCCAGUACCUCAACCUCAUCAAUUAUUAUAAGGGUCAGUAUAUCCUCACCUUAUCAGAGGACAUCGUGGAAGGUCAUGAGCGGGCCAUGCAGAAGCGGCACCUCCGUAUCGACUCCAAAGGUUUGCAUUUCACUCCUAAAGACUGGAGCAAGAGGGGCAAGUGGUGACGAGCGGCCGCUCACAGACAGACUCGACCCGUGGAAGACCACAUCUGCAUGUUACGUGAUUCAGUCUUACAAAAUCCAUAAUUCUGUCAAACUCCUGUCAGUCUGUUACUCGUCUGUAGAAUGGAGGAAUGUCUUUUAAAUGGAAGAAUACUGAUAUACCUCCCAAAUAUCGGUAUUCAUGGUCAAUGCCAUGUUUUAUUACUUGGACCAAAAACGACAGCGUUCUGCACACAGUUAUCAGCACUCUGUCCGUUUUUGGGGCAGAUGUAUAAUUUGGUGUAUAGGUUAUUAUAGAUUGGCACAGUGGCUAAGAGCACACAUUGUUUCUCAUUUAUAUUAUACAUUUGAUGUACAGCAUCUUUGUAAAUAUAAUUUUCCCUCCA
This is a messenger RNA of Cyprinus carpio (common carp), 2297 nucleotides long. RefSeq names its product K(lysine) acetyltransferase 5b. The transcript is spliced from 17 exons. Gene Ontology annotation, molecular function: histone acetyltransferase activity. Lineage: Eukaryota; Metazoa; Chordata; Actinopteri; Cypriniformes; Cyprinidae. Bases 298 to 1914 code for a protein of 538 amino acids. Gene Ontology annotation, biological process: regulation of DNA-templated transcription. The record is from RefSeq and is a predicted model, not a curated record.